Messenger RNA from Cynoglossus semilaevis (tongue sole), 1427 nucleotides. RefSeq names its product mitochondrial ribosomal protein L49 (gene mrpl49). Gene Ontology annotation, molecular function: structural constituent of ribosome. The transcript has a single exon. NCBI's taxonomy places the organism in Eukaryota, Metazoa, Chordata, Actinopteri, Pleuronectiformes, Cynoglossidae. The record is from RefSeq and is a predicted model, not a curated record. The coding region runs from base 513 to 1106 and encodes 197 amino acids. Gene Ontology annotation, biological process: translation. Gene Ontology annotation, cellular component: ribosome; mitochondrial large ribosomal subunit.
CACAACCGCUUUGAACGACUUUAUGUCAAAAGUGAUUUUUCCAAACAUUAAAUGAUAGACUGGUUUAAUCGGUUCGAAUUCUUAAACUUAAAAUAAAUUACAAACAGCAACUCUGACCCACAGCUGAGCACACUGGUGAGUCAUGUUAACCCUUUUGAUGACAGGAUACAUGGUACAUUUUUAAUUAACUUGGACAAUACUAUUGAAUUUUACACAGAUGAUGUCUAGAGAUGAUAGAUUAUACAUUUAGUCAGAAAGUAAACAAAUAACAUAACAUAAUAUUUCCUGCAAUGACAUUAACAAAAUAACAAAGCACAUGUUUAAUAAAUGCAGUAGUCGAUUUGUUUUCUGCUGCUCAAUUACAGAAAAUAUAAAUAAAAGCAAUAUGUAGCAUAAAUGUCUGUUCAUGUGUUCAAUAAUACGAUAAGAAAAAUAUUGUGUACAAAAAUAUUACCUAAUUAUUAAUAAAUAUCCAUCAGUUUGAUAUCGUCAUUUUAGAGAAAGCUCCCCCCAUGAGAACGGAAGUCAUUAUCUAUAUCCGGGUCGAGGAAAUUACACCGCUACACAACAUGGCGGCGUGCUUCACCCUUGCGUCCGCUGUAUUCCGCACGGCGUUACCCGGAGUAUUGAGGCUCCACAGCAGGACACCUGGAGCUACUGGCACCACUGCCGGCAUCCGGCUCUUUUGCGUCGGCGCUCCAGAACAAAAAAAGGCGGGCAUAAUUGAAUCUACAGAGGAAUACAAGUUCGUAGAGCGGCUCAUCCCGCCGUCCAGAGUUCCAACUCCUCCUAAACACGCCGGUCCAACCCCGUCUGGCUGGAUACCUCCGGCAGAUUCUCCGCCACCUCUGCCCUACAUGAUCCGCCGUUCGCGAAUGCACAACAUCCCGGUGUACACCGACCUGACCCAUGGAAAUCGCAAGAUGACGUUAGUACGGAAAGUGGAGGGAGACAUUUGGGCCUUAGAGAAGGACGUGAAGGAGUAUUUAAUGGCGGUAACAGGAAAAGACCUGCCCACACAAGUAAACGAGGUCACUAUGACUCUGACUGUCAAGGGACACUUUGACAAGGAACUGAAAGAGUGGUUGGCCACCAAAGGUUUCUGACCUCAGAGGAGAUGCAGGUGGAUGAUGUAGUUGCUGUGAACUCCAGGACAGUCCCUGCAGCUUUGCCCUACAGGAACAUACAGUUGGAACGGCCAGGUGGACACAUCAAGCAUUUUGACCAUGUCCCAUAGAACGGGAUAGCUUGGAUGGACGGUGUCUAAUGUAUACCACUCAAGUUCACUGUUAAGAUCCGCCUGACAGACUGUAAACCUUUGGUCAAUGUAUUGAUGUAUGGGGUUUGACUAGUAACAUUGGUGUCAUAGAAUAAAUGACUGUUGUAUUUGCUUUAUUAUUGUUACUUCAAUAAACUAAAGCCAAGGG